Plasmodium yoelii is the source of this 942-nucleotide messenger RNA. Its product is annotated as PIR protein. The coding region runs from base 1 to 942 and encodes 313 amino acids. The transcript is spliced from 3 exons. NCBI's taxonomy places the organism in Eukaryota, Apicomplexa, Aconoidasida, Haemosporida, Plasmodiidae. The record is from RefSeq and is a predicted model, not a curated record.
AUGGAUAAGAAAGUGUGUGGAAUACUCAUGUCUAUAAAGAACUCGUUUCCCAAUUAUUGGGGGAAAACAGGAGACUACAAAUUUAUUAUUAAUGGAAAGAUUUUAAAUGGGUAUUGUUUUGGUAAUAAUUGUGAUAAUGAUCUCGAAAAAAUUAAUGCUGGAUGUUUAUAUUUGUUUGAUGCAUUCUUUGAGAAUUCUGAUUUGUUUAUGUCUGUUGCAAACAGUAACAUUGAUAUUGUUGAAUACAUUAUCAUAUGGUUAAGUAAAGUGUUAAAUCGAAUCAAAAAUGAACAUGGCAACAGUCUAAAAUUUUUUUAUGAUAUAUAUAUAAAGAAUCAUGAUAAGUAUAAAAACCCUAUAUAUGGUGUUGAAAAUCAUUAUAAUAGUUAUAAGGAUCUUAUAGAUAAAAAAAAUAUGAUGAAUAUAAAUAUUAAAGAGAUAUCUAAAUUAUAUGAUGCAUUUACUACAUUAUGUAUGAUGUAUGUUGAAUUUAAUGAAAAAAGUUCAAAUUGCAAGAAAUAUUUGGAAGAAGCUAACAAGUUUGUUGACCAAUAUAAAAAACUUGAGGGAGAUUCUAGUAUCACUGAUAAGAGUUCAUAUACUCAACUAUUGUUUACUUUAUUAAAUGAUUAUAAUAAUUUUAUAAAUAAAUGUAGUGGCAUUAAUUGUCCCAAUAUUUCAUCCUUUCCAUCGAUAGAAAAAGCAGAAAAUGAUAUACGAAGUUCUGAACAAAUUGUACAAAAAUUAGAACACGUUUCUGAAGAUCCAUCAUCAAGUUCGUCGAUAACAAGCAAUUUAUUUAUAGUAUUAUCAAUAUUUGGUGCAAUAGCAUUUUUUUUUGGAAUUUCUUAUAAGUAUUCGUUAUUUGGAUUUCGGAAACGAUUUCAAAAACAAAAAUUAAGAGAAAAAAUAAAAAAUAUAAAGAAAAGAAUGAAUCAUUAA